UGAGCUCCAAGAUGUUCUCCAGGAGAAGCACCUGAAUCUCCAGUUGUUCAACAACAGCCACAAGGCGUCCGAAUAUGAGAAGGUAAAGUCCGAGUAUGACCUGCUCAGAGACACGCUUGGUGCUGUGACUCGGGAGAGAGAUUCAGCCCUGCGGGAGAAGACCCAGCUCCAAGGCAAACUGGAGAACCUAGAGCAGGUGCUCAAGCAUAUGCGCGAGGCUGCAGAGAGGCGGCAGCAGCUAGAGUUGGAGCAUGAGCAAGCCUUGGCUGUCCUCAAUGCAAAGCAGCAGGAGAUUGACCUUCUGCAGAAGGCUCAGGUUGAGGCUAAGAAGGAGCAUGAGGGCGCGGUCCAUCAGUUAGAGAACCACUUGGACAGCAUGCAGUUGAGGAGCGUGUCCCGCACUUUGAACACAGUGCAGUUUUUGGCCAAAGUGCGAGAGCUGGAGGAGAAAUGUCGGACGCAGAGUGAGCAGUUCAACCUCCUGUCCAAAGAGCUGGAGAAGUUCCGGCUGCAGGCGGGGAAGUUUGAUAUCCUGGGCACCGACCCCUUAACUGUAUGUGAAUCCCCCGGUUCCCCUAACAAGACCCUCUCCCAGCUCCUCAACGGACUGGCUGCCCCCAUCGGGAAAGGCAAUGACAGUUCUCUGAGCAGAUCGUUGAUAUCCGAGUUCAUCCGCCCGCUCCAGAUCAGCGGGGACAAGCCUGAGCUGCUGUCGGUGAAGCCAACCUUCCUCACCCGCAGCCAGGCCAGCAGCACUGGGCGGGCCGUGCUCUCCGAAAUGGAAAAACAAGUGAGCUUGACUACUAGGUCCAGGCCCAGAUUCACAGGGAAGGUCCGUCUGUGCAUAGCCCGGUACAGCUAUAACCCUUACGAUGGGCCGAAUGAGCAUCCUGAGGCAGAGCUCCCUCUGGUGGCAGGGAAGUACCUGUACGUGUACGGAACCAUGGACGAUGAUGGCUUCUACGAUGGGGAGCUGCUGGACGGACAGCAAGGCCUCGUCCCCUCCAACUUUGUGGACUUGGUUCAGGACGAGGAGACGUCCUCCGUCCACUCCAGGGAGAGGACCAAGGAGCCGGGCUACCUCAACCAGAGUAGCCUGGGCUCUCAGGGGCUGGGCCUGGGCGUGAGCAUGGACCUGGGAACCCUCACCAGCCUGGGCGACCUCCUGUCGGACAGCAAGCUGGACUGUCUCGGCACCACCUCCACCAGCAGCGCCGGCCUGGGCAUGGACCUCCUGGGCACCUGCAGCAACGGGACGGGAACCCUGGACGUGAGCGUCGACGAGGUCGGCGAGGACGUCGUGCCUUACCCCCGCCGCAUCAGCCUGAUCAAGCAGCUGGCCAAGAGCGUGAUCGUGAGCUGGGACCCGCCCGUGGUGCCGCCGGGCUGGGGCUCCAUCAGCGGCUACAACGUCCUGGUGGACCAGGAGGUGCGCAUGAGCGUCCCCUUCGGCGGCAGGACCAAGUCCCUGAUCGAGAAGCUGAACCUGGCCAGCCGCACCUACCGCAUCUCCGUGCAGAGCGUGACGGAGCGCGGGCCCUCGGACGAGCUCCGCUGCACCCUGCUGGUGGGGAAGGACGUGGUGGUGGCGCCGUACUACCUGCGGGUGGACAACAUCACGCAGGUGUCGGCCGAGCUCUCCUGGAUGCCCAGCAACAGCAACUACAGCCACACCAUCUUCCUCAACGGCGCGGAGUACGACAUGGUCAAGGCCGGGGGGUACAAGUACCAGUUCUUCAACCUGAAGCCCAUGACCGUUUACAAGGUGAAGGCUGUGGCAAGGUCCCACCAGGUGCCUUGGCAGCUUCCCCUGGACCAGAGGGACAAGAGGGAGAUAUCUGUGGAGUUCUGUACGCAGCCUGCAGGACCCCCCUUCCCCCCCCAGGAGGUGCAGGUUCACUGCGGCCAGAACCCCGGCAUCCUGCAGGUGCGCUGGAAGCCCCCGCCCCUCACCCCCACCGGCACCUCCAACGGAGCCAACGUGAUUGGCUACGCCGUGUGCACCAAGGGACAGAAGAUAGCAGAGGUCCUGUACCCCACGGCCGACUACGUGACGAUAGAGCUGAACCAGAUCCAGGGCCUAGAGGCCCGGGAGGUGAUAGUCAGGACGUUGUCAGCACAAGGGGAGUCCCAGGACUCCCCCGUAGCCACCAUCCCACACACCCUCCUGGGCUCCCCUCGCCUCUCCCACAGGCAGCUUGCACAUCCCCCUCCCAUGCCUCACCCCCAGCCCCCUCCGGCACACACGCAAACCUACCCACCUUACCCGCAGACCUACCCGCCAUCGCACCCCCAGCCCCACGUCCUGCCCCGGCCCCAGCCCCACACGCUGCCCCACGGACAGCCGCACUCCCAGCCCCUACGCCACCCUCCCCCCCACCCCCAGCCCCACCUGCAGCCCCACCUGCAGCCCCACCCCAUGCCCCCCAAGGCCAAGCCCCUGGGAGGUGCUCGAGAGCCCGAAACCAAAGAUCAGGAGGGCGGGGGCCUGCGGCCUGGACAGCCCUGGGAGAACGCCCGCACGCCCUCGCCCCACCCCCCCACGCGCGGACACACCCUGGAGCCGCCCCACUACCAGCCGCGGCGGUCGCCCUCGCCCCAGAGGAUCCUGCCCCAGCCUCAGGGGGUCCCCAUCCCCAACACCAUCGCCAAGGCCAUGGCCAGGGAGGCUGCCCAGCGGGUGUUCGCCGAGGGAAACCGGGUUGAGAAGAGGAACAUCUUCAGCGACCGGGGCGACGCCCUGCACCCUCUCAACUCCGACGAGGAGGAGGAUGGCUACGACUCGCCGCACGCCCGCCGGAGAGGCGCAUCUGUGGACGAGUUCCUCCGGGGCUCCGAGAUGGGCAGACAUCACCACCACUACAGUCACAGUGAGGAGUACCAGACAGAGAGCAGCCGUGGCUCCGACCUGUCUGACAUCAUGGAGGAGGACGAGGAGGAGCUCUACUCUGAGAUGCAGCUGGAGGAAGGCCGCCGGCGGAGCAUCAACUCUCACAACACUCUCAAGGCGUACUACCGGCGGCAGGACCUGGGGGAGGAGAGGGACUCGUGGGACCUGCAGAGGGAGGUGGUGAGGCAGAAGUCUCUCCGCAGCAAGCGGCUCCACAGCAUCCCCGAGGUGUCGGAGGAGGAGCCGGACGGCGUGGACGGCCUGGGCCAACGGCUCCGCUUCGAGGACGGCGGGGGGCGGCCCGGUACCCCCCGCAUGCAGCGCAGGAACCGCAUGUACCAGCCCGACCCCCCCCUCCACAACCACCUCUCCCCCAACAAGAACUCCCGCCGCCUGCAGCGCCAGCGCUCCUCACCCCGCUACUGCGACGGACGCUACGGUUACUCCCUGGACGACCGCUUCCCGGGCCGGCCGGGCCGCCAGGCCACCAAGAGCCCCGACAGCGGCCUGGACUGCGGCAGCGAGGAGGAGGGCUCCCUGGGUUACCGCGGCUACCACGGUUACGGCCCCACGCGGGCCCCCGUGCGGGUCAUCCACUGCGAGGGCCCGGUGGAGCGGCGGGCCCUGGCCAUGGGCCGCAAGAGAACCCUGACGCGCCAGUGCAGCGUGGAAGAGGACUUCUGCGACGGGCCCGGCUCCGCCCCCAAGACGGGCCACGUGGGGGACCUGAGGAGCAGGGAGGUCCGCUACGGACCGGGCCGGGAGGCCGGGCCCAGAUUCGACCCCAGGGAGGCAGGCCUGAGCCAGGGCAGGUUCAGCCAGCUGGACAGGGCCUAUCUCACUCACAGGGACAGUAGGGCCAGGCUCGUCAGGGGCAGCGACCAGCCGCUGAUCAUAGGGAACUCCCCCUCUCACGGGCGCUCCGAGCGGAUGGACCACUCAGGACGGCGGCCUGUCCGCGGAGCCCCUCCUCCACAGCGACGCCCAAUCACAGUUCCUUCCAUUGAGAUCACCAUGGAGAGUAACAGUGAGGGGAGUGAGGGGAACCUCUCACCUGGCAAGGAGGAUGGUUACUAUGGCAGUGUAGCUCGGCGCAGGAAGUGGCAUCACUAUGACGGGUACGGCGGGCGUGGCCACGUGCCGGGGCGAGCACGGCGCAGCCCGGAGUACUACGAGGAGUCGGAGGGCGAGGAGCCGGCCCGCGUGUUCGUGGCGCUGUUCGACUACGACCCGCUGUCCAUGUCCCCGAACCCGGACGCGGCCGACGAGGAGCUGCCCUUCAAGGAGGGACAGAUCAUCAAGGUGUUUGGGAACAAGGACACAGAUGGGUUCUACAGAGCGGAGGUCAGAGAGCGGGUGGGGCUCAUUCCCUGUAACAUGGUAUCUGAGAUCCAGACCGAGGAUGACGACAUGAUGGAGCAGCUGCUCAAACAGGGCUUCCUGCCCCUCAACACCCCGGUGGAGAAGCUAGUGAACUGCAACCGCUUCAAAGAUGGCCGCUCAAUAAACCGCAGGUCCCGAAAAUCCAAGAGAGAGAGGAACCGGCGUAGCGGGCGUCAGCACCCGGCCUCCACCCGCAGGAUGGUGGCCCUGUAUGACUACGACCCCAGGGAGAGCUCCCCUAACGUGGAUGUGGAGCCACAGUAUGGGAGAGACAGGCUGAUGGACGAGGCUGAAUUGACCUUCUGUGCCGGAGACGUCGUCAACGUCUUUGGCGAAAUCGACGAAGAUGGAUUUUACUACGGUGAACUCAAUGGACACAAGGGCCUCGUCCCCUCCAACUUUCUAGAAGAAGUGCCUGACGACGUGGAGGUUUUUCUCACGGACACUCCAUCUCGGUACCCACAGGACGCUCCGGCGCGGAUCAAGACCAAAAGGAAGAAGAGUGUUCAUUUCACACCUUAAAGGCUCUGUUUCCGUCACGUAAGUGGGCAACUGAGGACACCAAGGUUACGUUCCUCUCGUCUAAUGCAGGUGACAUGGGUACCACCAAGUUAUGGUACACACACACACAAACACACACACUUUUUCAUAACACCUUUCGUCAACAUCUUUCUUUGUCGCCUCGGAAACACACAACAACGCAUACCACAUUUGGCUCUUACCUAACGACGGACAGAGGGCGUUCGGAGAGAGGCGUGUGUUCUCUCACUGAAGAACAACCGCCCUAGUCAGUGCAUUAGACGAGAAGCAUGGUGUCUUCGGUUGUUUCUCUGAGUGUUGUACGACUGUCCGUCUCCCACUCUUAGUCUCCUGCUGUAACUCAUGAAAAGCUAAAAGGCUAAUUGUUGCACGAUCCAGAUGCUUCCCCUCCCCUGUAGAAGUAGCGCUAGACUGAGACGGGCCCCUAACACUGACCCCCUAGCACCUCCCCUCUCCCUGAAGUAGUGCACCCCACCAAACACACCCAACCCUGUUUCGUGGCGGAGGCCAACCAAUGACAACAUGUCACACAGGCUCAUGGAUUUCCUGGAGCUAUUUUUUUCCUGUUGGGCACAAAGCUGUGGUCUGCUCAAGCAUCUGACACGAUGAAGAUGUUUGUGGGGUGCAAUUUUUCUCUUUCACUUAACGAAUGACGCAAAAUGGUAAAACAAGCCAUUAACAUUUUUUAUCCUCAUAGAGCUGGCAUCUAGUUUCGAUUUUCAAACCUCAUUUUGAUUAACAUGAGAAACUGAGAAUCUCAUAAUUAUUUUUUUGGUUAAGUUUGCAUAAAUAAUUUCGUGCUUGCGACCAGAUUUGUAAAUGAAACUUUUUUAAAGCAGGUUGAAUUGGUUCCAACAACCUUGAAGUUACCUUGAUGAAAAGUGAUAAAAUGCUCCAAAACUGGUAAAUUGAUAACUUAUCUCCUCUUUACUUGCCAUAAACUACGAACAUUCAAUGUGCAGAUACGUACCAUUUGGAAAUACCUGUUAUAUGUAGCUAUGUUCCUCCAGAGACUUCCGUCUCAUGUUAAUGGGAUCUUGUCAACACAUUUCUCCUAAGUGCAAUUUAAAGGAAGCCUUUUAGCUCAUGAUUACAAGGAAUAUUUAGAUAUUCAAUGUUUCUCUGUAACCCAGUUGUACAGUAUACAUUAUGUAAGUAAGACUAUAUAUUUAAACAAACCUUUGCUGUCAUUUUGUCAAAAAUGUAACACAGUACUAUGUUGUAUCUCAUUUUCUGUGAAAGGCAUUUCCUUUUCCAUUGAUAGUCAUGUUUGUUGGAGAGAUUUGUGCAGCAUCAGCAGAACACGUUAACUACUUGGGAAGAGAGGAGAGAGAGAGAGAGAGAGAGAGAGAGAGAGAGAGGACCUAAAGAAUACUCACAUAGACUCGUCUGACUUUACGCUAAUAAGACAACACCCAAGUUGUUCUGACAUGUGAGGGAGAUAGACUGGGGGAUCCAGAGCUAUGGUGGCCCCGAUGAGACAGAAAGGACUGAGAGAAGGGGAGUAGUGGCUGGGGUGCGAGAGAGAGCUGGCUGUUUAACCCCCUGAACUGUCCCUUACGGGUCUCCCAUUAGGUUCCGACGGAAAAAUCGUGUCCGCCCAGAAGAGCCGCCUCACCCACUGUGCGCCCACACCUCCCUGGCUCCGGCCCCGCCAUCGUGGGGCCCGGCAGUCCCACGAGGAGCCCCCACGACUUGUCCUCCAAAAAGAAAAAG
Osmerus eperlanus (European smelt) is the source of this 6529-nucleotide messenger RNA. RefSeq names its product RIMS binding protein 2b (gene rimbp2b). The transcript is spliced from 26 exons. Bases 209 to 4795 code for a protein of 1528 amino acids. Gene Ontology annotation, molecular function: protein binding. Lineage: Eukaryota; Metazoa; Chordata; Actinopteri; Osmeriformes; Osmeridae. Gene Ontology annotation, biological process: neuromuscular synaptic transmission. The record is from RefSeq and is a predicted model, not a curated record.